Molecule: messenger RNA, 351 nt
Organism: Recurvomyces mirabilis
Lineage: Eukaryota; Fungi; Ascomycota; Dothideomycetes; Mycosphaerellales; Teratosphaeriaceae
Exons: 2
Coding region: 1-351 (116 amino acids)
Source: RefSeq, a predicted model, not a curated record
AUGGCAGGCCAGCAUGAGUUCCCGGCCCUGUUCAUGAUCGAGGGCUCGAACCGGCAUGAGAUCAUUCUCGUGAACCCCGGCCACGACCUUGACGAGCUCAAACAAUCAAUGGAAAAGCUGGCUGCUUUGUCUCCAAACUGUCAGGAGAUCUUGAGCAAGUACAGGAACAAGGAUAGCGUAGAUCACAUUAGUGAGGUCAAGGUUCGAUGGGGUGGAAAGGACAAACAACUGUUUCCCAAGGAAACGCUGUUGACUGAGGAUAAUUGCGAGCCUGUCCUACGUAUGAUGGCGAUUGGAGUUGGACAAGAUGUAUUCGACGUGAAGCUUGAGAAAGCUGCCGCGAAGAAGUGA